Pristis pectinata (smalltooth sawfish) is the source of this 6610-nucleotide messenger RNA. It is a transcript of the gene pde4a, whose product is annotated as phosphodiesterase 4A, cAMP-specific. NCBI's taxonomy places the organism in Eukaryota, Metazoa, Chordata, Chondrichthyes, Rhinopristiformes, Pristidae. Gene Ontology annotation, molecular function: 3',5'-cyclic-AMP phosphodiesterase activity. Gene Ontology annotation, cellular component: perinuclear region of cytoplasm; cytosol; nucleus. The record is from RefSeq and is a predicted model, not a curated record. The transcript has 15 exons. The coding region runs from base 792 to 3002 and encodes 736 amino acids. Gene Ontology annotation, biological process: signal transduction.
ACUUCCUGGUGGGACUUACAUAGAAAGGGUUGUUCACAGUUUGCUGGCAGAGAGCAGUGUGUGUAGGGGAAGUGAGUAUUCCUCCUAAGGCAGAUUGCAGGAGGGGGGUGAGGAGUGCAGCGAGAUGAACACUACUCCCAGGCAAUGUGUAGGAGACUUUAGCUGCCCUAACCUCUCCAUGUGAGCUGCAGUCGGCAGAGACUGGGCAAUGAAAGGACACCUUAUCAUAGUGUUUGCAAGCCCUGCCACAAACUAGAGGAAAGUGUGCACAGCGUGCCCUCAUCUCCUGCAAGAGGCAAGCACCUGGAACCUGAGCAGGAACCUCUCUCACUCACGACGGACAGCAUUUUGUGGGAAAGCUGAUGAGACUCUGACUCAGAGGAGGCUGUAAGUGAAGGGAGUUGACAUCCCAAGGCAAGGGGGCUGAUGCUUCAGUAUACAGAUUGCCCAGGUGGAUGUCGUUCAAAGAAAACUCUGUUGCUCAACAGGGUGUGAAUAUGGAAUUAUAAGAGUUGGAGCGUAAACCAGGUACCUUUUUGCCUGUCCGACUGCAAACUUAACAGAAGAACUUAGAUAUAUGGGAAACAGAGAGGGGAAAUUCUAAAGUUUUCAAAGGAACCUCAGAUACUAAAGUCAAAUACUUCUGCUUUUGAUCAUCAAAAAUGAUCAUAAAAUGGAAAGAACAUAGUGAUUAAUGCGCCACCGCAUUGGCAGUCGCUGAGGUUUAGCAGGGGUCUGUUUCCCACACACUGUGCCACUUGUUUGGAACAGGCCAUUGGAAUCCUUGCUGAAUGGAAGGAACUUUACGACCACAGCUGUCCCUGACAGAGCCCCCUCUCCCCCAGGUCCAGUUCCAUAGCCAUUUGGGAGUCACAAUGGUUCGAACAGAGGUCGAGGGUGAUGCAUUUUUCCCAAAUUCCUCGGAUUCACCUGGCUUGGAUCUGUUCCGCCCAAGGCUGUAUGGAAUCGGGCCUCUGUCUCCACGAUGCUCCCCACGGAAUUCACCUCGGCUCUUCCGCAAAUUGCUCCUGAAUAAGAACAUUCGAGAACACCGUCGUCACUCAGGUGUCCAGUUUUGUUUCGAUGUUGAGAAUGGCCCAUCUCCGGCUCGGAGCCCAAUGGACGCACAAGCAAGUCCAGGACUGGUUCUUCACCCUACCUUCCCCCAGAGCCAGCGUCGGGAGUCGUUCCUGUACCGGUCAGACAGUGAUUACGACAUAUCACCCAAAACGAUGUCACGAAAUUCCUCCGUAACCAGUGAUGUUCAUACCGAGGACCUUAUCGUCACACCUUUUGCUCAGAUCUUGGCAAGUUUGCGCAGUGUGAGGAACAACUUCACCGUCCUGGCCAACACUCAAGGGCCUCCGAACAAGAGGUCUCCAAUGGCACCUCAGCCUGCACUCUGCACCCUAUCAGAUGAAACGUACCAGCAGCUGGCGAAGGAGACGCUGGAGGAGCUGGACUGGUGCCUGGACCAGCUGGAAACCAUCCAGACCUACCGGUCUGUCAGUGAAAUGGCCUCCAACAAGUUUAAGAGGAUGCUGAACCGGGAGCUGACGCACCUCUCGGAGAUGAGUCGGUCUGGGAACCAGGUCUCGGAGUACAUUGCCAGCACCUUUCUUGACAAGCAGAAUGAAGUGGAGAUCCCACCACCCACCCCGAAGGAGCGGGAGAAGAAAUCGAAACAGCCCAUGUGUCAGAUCAGCGGAGUGAAGAAACUGACCCACAGCUCGAACCUCAGCGUCACCAACUCCUCGAUCCCUAGAUUCGGAGUGAAGACCCAGCAGGAAGAUGCACUGACCAAGGAACUCGAUGACCUGAAUAAAUGGGGCCUUAACAUUUUCCGGGUGUCUGAGUUCUCCAACAACAGGCCCCUCAGCUGCAUCAUGUAUGCCAUCUUCCAGGAGAGAGAUUUGUUGAAGACCUUCCGGAUCCCAGUCGACACGUUCCUCACCUACAUCAUGACCCUGGAGGACCACUACCACGCCGAUGUGGCGUACCACAACAGCCUGCAUGCUGCUGACGUUACCCAGUCCACACACGUGCUGCUCUCCACCCCAGCCCUUGACGCUGUUUUCACCGACCUAGAAACCCUUGCUGCACUCUUCGCUGCUGCCAUUCACGAUGUGGAUCACCCGGGAGUUUCCAAUCAGUUCCUCAUCAACACCAACUCCGAGCUGGCCCUGAUGUACAACGACGAGUCUGUCCUGGAGAAUCACCACCUGGCUGUAGGCUUCAAACUCCUGCAGGAGGAAAACUGCGACAUCUUCCAGAACCUUCCCAAGCGACAGCGGCAGAGUCUGCGCAAAAUGGUCAUUGACAUGGUCCUGGCGACAGACAUGUCCAAACACAUGACCUUACUCGCAGACCUGAAGACCAUGGUGGAGACAAAGAAGGUCACCAGCUCAGGGGUGCUGCUCCUCGAUAACUACACUGACAGGAUCCAGGUGAUGAGGAACAUGGUGCACUGCGCUGACCUGAGUAAUCCCACCAAACCUCUGGAGCUAUACCGGCAGUGGACCGACCGAAUCCUGGAGGAGUUUUUCCGUCAGGGUGACAGAGAGCGGGAGCGAGGGAUGGAGAUCAGCCCAAUGUGUGAUAAACACACUGCGUCGGUGGAGAAGUCCCAGGUGGGCUUCAUCGAUUACAUUGUGCACCCGCUGUGGGAGACGUGGGCUGACCUGGUGCACCCCGAUGCCCAGGACAUCCUGGACACACUGGAAGACAACAGGUACUGGUACCAGAGCAUGAUCCCCCAGAGCCCCUCUCCACCACUGGAUGAUCCAAGCCAGGGGGAGGAGGUUUGCACGGACAAGUUCCAGUUCGAGCUGACUCUGGAGGAGGAGGAGGAUUCCGACCCAUCAGACAAGGAGAGGAACAGUGCGGGGGAAGAGAACACCAGCUGGCAUGGCUCGGAGGAAUCCAUGGCUGGCACCACAGUGGCACAGGAGGAGAGAGGGUUAGAUCCCAAAUGCAAGGACUCUUCUCCUGCAGAAUCAUAGAAUAGGAAGCCAGAUUGUGUGGGACAGACCAUGCGGAUGAAGUUUGUCUUUUUCUGGAGACGUGCAAGUCAACUGUAGAUCGGAAUCCUGGCCUGCGGGGCUGGUUCUGCUGUCAGCACGCCCCCAACACUCAGGAAACUCAGAGCGGGACGGGGCCAGAGAUCAAAGCCAUUCUUUGCCCGCUUUGGACCUCAGCACGGGUAAUGGGGCGAGGGAAGGGGGCUUCGAAACAACAUUCACGUUCCGCACUCUCGCCCCUCAACCCCCUCCUUCCCCCCCCCCCGACCACCUCCCCACAGACCAACAUACGGAAGGGGAAGGUGCAGGGGACAGGAUUUCAGCAGGAGUCGCUCCUCUCCAACACCAGGUUUCUGAAGAGGGUGCCCGAUCUGGGGAGUGCCUUUCCUAGAUUUACCUACAAGCUUUGUCUUCGUAGUUAAGUCAAGCAAUGAGUUAUUUUAUUUUUAAUGUUAUAUUUUAUGUACUCUUACUUCUAAUUUAUUCUGCAGAGUUGGAUCAAUGGGUCGUAACUGGGGGCUUUGGGUGGACCCGGUUUAACACUAAACUCUGCUCCUCAGUUUGUGAAGUCUUCCUCCAAUCUUCUUUUGCACAAUACCGCAAUAUCUUUGGGACUUUUAUUAAUAAUUUAUGUUUGAGGUUCUGAUAUGUGUUUGACUGGCAUAGGAAGGGAAGUACCUCCUACCCCCCCUUUCUGUGUCCCAGGAACUUGCUGCACUUUCACGUCUAGGACAGGCUGAAGUAAGGCCUGAUCCAGGCUCUAGUUGUUCCACAUCAGGGCAAUCGCUGGGCCCCUUCACCCUUCCUGUGGGGUGAGAGCUGUCACUGCGGUCAGCUCCACAGUGACUCACCCUCACUGCUACACACUGUCUAACCAAUGGGAAUCUCAGCCAAAUGCACAAGUGACUUUACCCCAUGUGUGUACACAUAUCUGAACACAAACACGUGGGUGUACACAUACAUGCAUGCAUGUACAUGUGCACACAUAUGCACAUACUGGACACAAACGUACACACAGUGAUGCAUGCAUGCACAUACACAUACAAUGAUACACACACACACACACAAAUGCAUGCAUAAACACAAGACACACAUAUAUGUGUGCACCACAGACUGAUACACCUAUGUAUCUCUACAGGCCUGAAGUCUAAUAUACAAACAGACAUGGACACAUGGUUAGUCACGUGUGUGUCCCAGUGGAAUUCCCAGUGUUUGUUCCUGUUGCUGGGAAUCAGGGUGAGCUCUGUCUUUCCCUUCAGCUCCUACUCCACCCAGCCGCCAAACUCCUGACAUGAAAUUGCUGCUUUCCUGGUUUGCUGUAUAAAAGGUCAGGAUCAAUCAGAUUUUUUUUUGCCUUAAUCUUGGUUUGCGUCCCCUGCAGCCAGUCUCGGCUGCGGGGGAGGUGAGACUGCGGCUGGUGCCGCCGUGAUUACUUACUGUGCUGCUGGAGCCUGUCUGGCUUGUCAGGAGUUCUGGCUCUCAGUGUAGCAUGGGAGGCGGACUCCUCUGGUGCUGAGCAAAGGACGUUCUGUCUGGUUCCUGUCAACCCAGUUGAGGGGAUCGCCCUUUGCCCUCUGGAAACGAUGUGUGGAGAGGAGAUGGAUGGAAGGGUGAGCAGUUCCAGUGUGGUCCUGUUCUCAGACAGUUCCCCGUCCCUGCCACUGCUGCGGAGACCAUCAUUCCUGUGGUUGUGAUCCCUGCAACCAUCAUUACUCUGAGGGCCAUCAUCCCAGGCUAGUGUGGGAGCGGGAGUCAGGUUUGGGUGAGGUCAGCCUGCCUACAAAGAGUAUUAACCUCAGCCGGAACUGCAGGGUCCUGAGAACUGGCUCCAUGUUCAGACCUGGCCACAGGGCCUUGCCAAGCUCCUGCCCAAAGUCAGCAAACCUUUCAGUGACAACUCUAAUGGAUCAGCAGAAACUUCCAAGAAGUUGGGAUCAAGGAGUCAGUCAGUGGGAGAUUAAUUCAUUGGAGAAAGAAAUGGAGUUAACAUUUCAGGUCAAUGACCUUCCACAGAACCUGUUUGAAGAGUCUUCGACCUGCAACGUUAGUGUGUUUUUCUCUUUGACAGACGCUGCCUGUCCCGCUGAGCAUUCCCAGCAGGUUCUGUUUUUUAUUUCAGCUUUCCAGCAUCUGCAGGUUUUUGAUUUUCAAGGGGUGUUCGCUCCCUUGUGAGGGGCUGGGAAGGAGUCAUGCUCCCUGGGGAGGGAUCAUUCCCUGAGGAUGGGGAAGGGAUGGAGCCACAUCCACUGGGGAGGGUGGGAAGGUGUCAGGGAUGGAGUUACAUUCCAGGGGACAUGCAGCAGUCCCUUUGGAUUGGAGUCCACCUGCUGACCAGGGAAGGUUGGGUUGGUUUCCCACCUGAUCUCCACCAAGUUCCAUUUGUUUCUGGCGCUGGCUCCUUUGGAGAACCUUGCUCCUGAUCUUGGGAACCCCUCUCGCCAGGAACAGAGAGACUCAGCUGCUGAUGCUUGGCCACGAGAUGGUCCCCAGCAGCAGCACAGGACUGAGCUUGUACAGUUUUUUAGUUUAUUAUUCAUGGUUUUAUUCUUUUUGGUUCUGAUUGAUAUUUGUACAUAAUGUAAUGUUUGUAAAUGAUUCAUUCCAAAACUGUUGCCAUGAGGGGGCCAAGAGAUGAUCGUGGUGAGAUCAGAAGUCUUUAAUCCAGGUAAUGUAAUGUACCCUUGCAGACUGCUACCCUGGGAGGGAAGCAUGCCAACAGGGCUGGCAAAUAUGCAGCAAACACACACACACACUCCCGCAUACACAUAUAUUGCACACAGACAUCACUACACACAUACAUAUACUACACACAUUAACUUGUGUACACACACGCUCCCCCCACACACACACACACACACAUACACUACCCACAUAUACAGCAACUUGCACAUGCACACAUAUGCGCACUCGCACAUUUUCAUAUCCCAAUCUCUCUCAAACUCAUUUGCACAUACUCAAGGACACAUACCUGCACACUUACUUGAUAAGCUUGCACCCAGGGACUUGCACACUCAGUCACACACACACACUUAUAUAUUCACUGAGUGGCCCACACUCACUGACACAAACACUCUCCCUGCACACAAUCAUUCAUUCACACCCACUGGCACUUGCUCACUUGCACACACUCUCAACGCACCAAUUUGCUCGCCCUGUUGCUGUCUGUCAUGUUCCAGGUCCAGGAUGCUGGCUAAUGGCUCUGAGGAAGUGUGGUUACAGACAUGGCACUUUCAACACACAGCCCUCCACGUUCAUCCUCGGGAUCUGGUGUAAAUUGUAGUAUCAAAUCUCACAAACGUUUGAAAAGGUAUUAAAAAUCACUUGAAAUUACUGAUUGUAAUCUUUGUACAUUUGUAAUGCUCAUGUGUAAACUGUUUCUAAACUCAUGCCCAGAUUCACAUUCUAGCCACGCCGCACUGUCUGUUGUAUCAGACAGUGACUCUGGUCCUUCUCUCUGUUUGUCGAUCAGUCCAUCAGUGUACAAUGUGUUCACCACCUUACCAUCACUAUAUGGGACUUACCAUCACUAUACGGGACUUAAAUAUGACAAACAUCAAAAAUCAAUAAACAAAUAAAAAGCACGGAUAAGA